Messenger RNA from Eriocheir sinensis (Chinese mitten crab), 1502 nucleotides. Its product is annotated as putative nuclease HARBI1. The transcript has 5 exons. Lineage: Eukaryota; Metazoa; Arthropoda; Malacostraca; Decapoda; Varunidae. The record is from RefSeq and is a predicted model, not a curated record. Bases 38 to 883 code for a protein of 281 amino acids.
GGGCCUCAAAACACUGAGGUAUCUUGCUACGGGCAAAAUGCAGCAGUGUAGCAGCGACGACUUGGGGCCUUCACAACAGACCGUCAGCAGGGUCACCCGGGAGACUGUGUACGCCCUUGCACAGCCUCAUAUAGUGAGACGCUUCAUCAAGUUCCCCCUCACUGUGCAAGAAACUCAGGUGAAGCGGCGAGAGUUUGAGGAAAUUGCGGGAUUUCCUGGUGUGGUAGGGGCAGUAGACGGAACACAUGUGAGGAUUGUUGCACCCAAGGAAUUUGAGGCAGAGUAUGUGAACAGAAAAGGGCACCACUCUAUAAAUGUGCAAAUCGUAUGUGACACACACGGGAGAAUUUUACACCAAACUGCAAACUGGCCCGGGUCUGUCCAUGACGCACGUAUUUUGCGUGAAAGUGCUCUGUUCACAGGGUUCGAGAGGGGUAUGGUCCCUGCAGGAUGCCACUUAUUGGGAGACAGUGCCUACCCCUCCAAGAAGUGGCUCCUGACACCCUAUGUACGACCUCAGCCGGGCCCACAGUCCGCCUAUAAUAGAGCACACAAAAGGACAAGGAGCACAGUGGAGAGGGGGAUUGGCCAGUGGAAGCGGAGAUUUCAUGUGCUCCAUGGUGAAAUCAGAGUCAGCCCUCCUGCAUAUGUGUGUAGAAUAAUACAGGUGUGUGCUAUUUUGCACAACAUCUGCAAAGACAGACGCCUCCCUGUACCCGAGGAAGGAGAGGACGAGGGUGAUGGUGCAGUUUUCCAUGAGGACCCACCUGUCCCACUACCACCUGUACCUGGACGAGUUCGGGAAGGUCUGCUCUACAGGGAUGAGUUUGUCAACCUUCACUUCAUUGACAGACCUCAACCUCAGCCUCGUGCAGCUGUAUGAGGCUUCCCGACCCAUCAACAGGUUAAUUCCACACCUACUUCCAACUCUGCAGCCUGCAGUUCAAGUUCCCUCUUCAGGCGGAUGAACUGCAGCUCCUCCUCAUCCACCAACAUGGUGCAGGUCCCAACUGGUGUACUGGAGGAAGCUGCAGCGGCAGGAACUACUGGUGGUGGUGUGGUGGUGGUUUGAGGUGUGUCUGUGCUGGGUUGGGGAGGGACAGGUGGUGUGACAUCCACCUGAAGACUCCUGGCAAAAAUACAUCCAUCAGUACCUGCACUCAUAAUUUUCUUGUGUUAUUUGACUUACAUCCCCAUUUAUGGAAACAAUACAGUUUAGGUUGAAAAGCCUUUGCAGGAAAGGAGUGUGUUCCAGAGGUCAUUUCUUUGGUGUUCUGCUGUUCAGUACGUAAUGCCUACGUCGUUAAGGACAACUAGCAUGGUUCAUGAGUAAGCAGACCUGACCGAGGUCAGACGUGGGUCACGGCGCUCCGAAUGGAGUAGCCCGGGGCCAGCCUGUUGGCCUCUCCCCUGCCCCUCCAUCCCCCUCUCCCUUUUCAUCAAAAACCCAACAUCGUAAGAAACUAUUGUGACAUCAAGCUUAAUCAUGGUGACAGACAGUG